Messenger RNA from Vigna unguiculata (cowpea), 1494 nucleotides. Its product is annotated as Zinc-finger domain of monoamine-oxidase A repressor R1. NCBI's taxonomy places the organism in Eukaryota, Viridiplantae, Streptophyta, Magnoliopsida, Fabales, Fabaceae. Gene Ontology annotation, cellular component: nucleus. The record is from RefSeq and is a predicted model, not a curated record. Gene Ontology annotation, biological process: regulation of DNA-templated transcription.
AAUUGUAAGAAAAUUACAUCUCAGUGAAACAUUUAGAUUUUGGCUUUAGGGAUUCCCUCCUUCCACCUCGACCGUUGUACUGUUUCGUAUUCUAUAGGAAUUCAAACCCACUCAGCCAUGGCCACUUUCAGAAAGCGAACCCUAUCGGCGGAGUCCGACGCCAUGGCCAACGACGCCACACCUCAGCAGCCCAAGAUCUCCGACUACGAGCUCUCCAGGGAGCAGAGAAUCCGCGAAAACCGUGAGAGAAUGGGGAAGUUGGGAAUAUUCGACCUUUCCCUCAGCCUCAAGCUCCACAACAACAACAAAACCCACCGAACUACUUCUAGAUCCUCAAUCAAAUCCAAAACCCCUCCUACUAUCAAACUCUCCGCCCCCACUCGCCGCUCUUCCAGAUUGCAGAAUUUGACCCCUGUUAGUUACGCUGAAGUUCCUGUCAAGAAAGCCGAGUUUGCGGAACGUGGAAGGGUGGUGAUAGAAGAAGGUGCCAAGCCUGAGGUGUACACUGAUGAACACCUGAAGUUAUUGGGGAACACCGAGAAACCGUGGACGCUCUUCGUUGAUGGUUAUGGUAAAGAUGGAAAGCGAAUCUAUGACUCCGUCCGUGGCAAAACCUGCCAUCAGUGCAGGCAAAAAACACUUGGUUAUCGGACAUGCUGUAGCCAAUGUAACAUGGUCCAGGGGCAGUUCUGUGGAGAUUGCUUGUAUAUGAGAUAUGGGGAGCAUGUACUUGAAGCCUUACAGAACCCAACAUGGCUAUGCCCUGUUUGUCGUGGAAUUUGCAACUGUAGCUUGUGCCGUCAAGCAAAAGGAUGGGCCCCAACUGGCCCUUUAUAUAAAAAGAUAUCGUCAUUGGGUUACACAUCAGUUGCACACUUCCUUGUUCAAACCCGGCGCGCAGAAGUAGAUGUGGAGAAAAAUGCAGAAGUAGAUGUGGAGAAAAAUGCAGAAGCUUCAAAUCCAGUUUCAGUACAAAGGUCGCUACCCUUCUCUGAUGUGGACACCAAGUCUCUUGAGGUCAAUGAUAAUCAUCUGGGAUCAUUGAUGCCUCUAGCUGAAACUGAAGCUGAUGGUGCUGAGGUUUCAACAAAGAGAUUGCUUUUCUCUGAUGAGCAAGAACAGGUUGAAAAGAUUGAGUGUUUAGAUACUCCGACACCUCCCCAGCUUGAAAAACAGGAGUGUUCAGAUACCAUGAAGCCACUCGCUUCUUCCUCCAAACCCAGCUCGGAUAGCAUUGCUGGAAGACUUAGGUCCAGAUCCAAAAAACCAUGAAGAACUUUUUUUUUUCUUUCUUUUUCACCAAGAUAAAGCAUGAAAAAGCAUUACUAUUUAGAUGGCUGGAGUUGGUAAUUUAGCAUGAAAACCUUUUUUUGUAUUAGUAAUGGUAAUAUGUGCUUACAGCACAUAUACGCUAUUAUAAUUUGAAUUUCUAACAUGGUGGUUUCCGAAUACCUCUUAUUAUGCCAAAUGGCCAUAAUUUCUGAUUGGAUAGUA